AUGAAAUUAAUAAAUAAGUUCCACUCUAAGGGAAAUGAACAAGAGAUACAUGCUGUACUUAUCACCUUGAUCAUGAACGGAAAAGAGUCCGAAGGCCGAAUGAGCGUGUCGCUGACAAUGAACCGAUCCGCCAAUCCUCUAGCCGCCUUGGUCAAGCUUCCCUACCCGGCUAUAUACAAGUUUACGUGCAACAUGGGGCUUCGAUGGUUCCCGUUCGACCACCAGCUCUGUCGCAUGAUGUUCAUGUCGCAGAGUUUCGACUCGUCGGCAAUCACCUACAAGCUGCUGCACGAAAACCUGUCGCUGAGCAAGUACGAAGCCCAUCCGCAGUGGACGCUGGUGUCGUCAACCAUUACGACCGAUAUGUCAUACCGUCGCUGGAACUCUGAACUGUACUCAACGAUCGCGAUCGAACUGCUUCUGCAACGAAAGCCGACUUACUACGUGUUCAACUUUCUGUUUCCGUGUGUCGUCGUCACCCUGGUCAGCAUCAUCGGCUUCUUCAGCGAGGAGAACAUCCUCGGCCAGAAAAGACAGAAGGUUUAUAUGGGUAUCAACGCGCUGCUCGGCAUGUCCGUUCUGCUUCUGAGUCUGUCGAGCCACAUCCCAUCCACAUCGUCGUACAUACCGCUACUCGGUGAGUAA
Messenger RNA from Soboliphyme baturini, 645 nucleotides. NCBI's taxonomy places the organism in Eukaryota, Metazoa, Nematoda, Enoplea, Dioctophymatida, Soboliphymatidae. The record is from the annotation of a GenBank genome assembly.